AUGAAAGAACUCUUAGCUAUGACACCUACCGAUUUCGACCUAGUUAUAAUUGAACCAUUAUUCUCGGAAUGUGUGUCUUACCUCGCCGCCAAGUUGAACGUGCCACUCAUAUACGUACUACCAGUACCGACGAUGGGUAUAAUGGAACGUAUAUUCACGGGACACAUAUCCAAUCCUGCUGUAGUUGCCUUUAACUUAGCAAGGUUUGGUGUUCCAAAAACAUUCUUCCAGAGAACAAGCAAUCUUGCGAUUUAUAUUUCCUGCACAAUCAUAAGGAUGUAUAAUGAACUGAUUAUGAAGUUCACCGCCCCGAGAGAGUACGAUUUACAUACACCCGUCCCACCAUCUUUGGUAUUUGUAAAUAGACAUUUCACAAUCGAACCUGCAAGUCCAAUCUCGUCAAAUGUUGUUGAAAUAGGUGGAAUACAUUUGAAUUUGAAAGCGACCAAGAAGCUACCAAAAGAUAUAUUAAACUUCAUCGAACAAUCGCCUCAUGGUGUUGUUUAUUUCACUUUAGGAUCAACUGUUAAAAUGACUUCAUUACCAGAACACAUCAAAAACGCAAUUAUUGAUGCACUCGGACAAAUCCCUCAAAGAGUGUUAUGGAAAUAUGAAGAUAAAAUUGAGAAUUUACCCAAAAAUGUUAUGAUCAAAAAAUGGCUACCUCAACAUGAAAUCCUAUUGCACCCGAAUGUGAAACUCUUCAUCAGUCACGGAGGUAUAUCCGGACUAUAUGAAGCUAUAGACGGUGGUGUCCCCAUUCUUGGAUUUCCUUUAUUUGGUGAUCAGCAAAGAAAUAUUGACAAUUUAGUCAAUGCAGAAAUUGCUAUAUCUAUGGAUAUUUUGUCAAUAACAAAGGAUGCGUUCUUAAAAAAUGUCUUAGAACUGCUCAAAAAUAAAAAGUAUAUGGAAAAUGCUAAAGAUGCUUCGAAAAUAUUCAAAGAUCGGCCUAUGUCACCAGCAAGUCUAGUGGUGUACUGGACAGAGUAUGUCCUACAUCAUAAAGGAGCUCCCACUUGA
Macrosiphum euphorbiae (potato aphid) is the source of this 1020-nucleotide messenger RNA. The record is from the annotation of a GenBank genome assembly. Lineage: Eukaryota; Metazoa; Arthropoda; Insecta; Hemiptera; Aphididae.